ACAAAAAGAGGGUGAAAAUUGGACCUGUCAAUUUUGUUUUAAAAUGGUGAUGGCAGACUAUGGGAGUUACAAAUGUUUGCAUUCGGACUGUAAUUAUGUUCUUCAUGGGAGUUGCGUAAAAAAGGUUAAAGGUCGUCUUUAUAUCGAAGUCGAGUCCGAAAAUGAGGAAAGUGAUAAUGAGGCUUCUUCUUCUUCAAGUUGUGCUGUGGCGCUAGGAGACAAGAUAGAUCAUUUCAGCCACGAGCAUGAAUUAGUGCUUGAUAAGGAGGAGAUUAUUAUGAAUGGUGAUAAAAAAUGUUGCGAUGGGUGUGCAUUACCGAUCUUGGAGGCCACUUAUAGUUGUCCACAACCAGAGUGUAAUUUCUCCCUUCACAAGGCUUGUGCCCAAAUUGGAGAGGACAAACCACAUUGGGCUUCCCGAGAUCCUCUUCGUGUCAGCAUGAAGUACGAUUUUAUAUGUAAAUUUUAUGUAGUGAGAUCCCUUUCAUCAUUACCCAUGAAGCACAUGCAGCGCAUUCCCUCUACUAUGAUGCAGAUCAUGAGGGACAAUGUAGUGGCUGCGGUAAGGAAAUGGGUUAUCAUGGUGGUUACAACUUACAAAUGCAUGCUAGCAGAUGAAGAGGAGAAUUGCAAAUUUGCCUUGGACUUUAGAUGUCUGACACGGCCCCUUACAGCUCAACAUAGGUUCCACCAUCACCUUACAGCUCAACAUAGGUUCCACCAUCACCCUUUAAAACUCACUUAUCAAGAUCCAAGGGAGGCUGAUGGUGAUCCUUCUCAACACAUAUGUGAAAUCUGUGAAGAUAGAAGAGAUCCAAAGCAUUUGUUUUAUCGGUGUGAUAAGUGCGAUUUUGAUGUUCAUCCUGAUUGCGUUCUUGGAGAAUUUCCUUUUAUCAAGCGCGGAAGCCUUUCUGAAAAUUUUAGAUGUGACUCUCAUAAACAACCUCUCCUGUAUUUCCAGAGUGAGGAAUAUCCCUAUCCGAAAUGUGUUGGAUGUGGCCAUCCUUGCGAAGAUCAACUAGCUCUUAAAUGUCCACACUCUGAAUGCAACCUUACUCUGCAUUUGAAUUUGGACUGCUACAAUUCUCGAGCAAAGAAAACAAAAGGAACUCAUAAUGUAUUUAAGAAUGGAGAAGGCAAAGUCUUCGUUUUCAACUCUGGUAUGUCUUACCGUCCAACCCGACUGCACAAACUGUAAUUAUGUUAUUGGUUUUACCAUGGGAAGCAUUCCGGUUGCUCAGACUAGCAGAACACAAUUGCUUUCACUGAUGGGGUGGUAUAUUACCAUGACUAUAUACAUGUUUUAUAGUCAAAUUUGCUGUAUUAGUUCAUAAAGAGGAAUUGUCCUUUUCUCUGAUACUGUUAACACUACUCAUGUUAAUUCUCUUUCUUUGUAUUGCAGCCUAAACAAGGAUCAUUCAGGUACAAUUCUGCACUUUGCUAAGUGUGCUCCGAUUUUUUUCUAUAAAAGAACAGCUUUUUU
This is a messenger RNA of Rubroshorea leprosula, 1483 nucleotides long. The record is from the annotation of a GenBank genome assembly. NCBI's taxonomy places the organism in Eukaryota, Viridiplantae, Streptophyta, Magnoliopsida, Malvales, Dipterocarpaceae.